Molecule: messenger RNA, 798 nt
Organism: Alternaria arbusti
Lineage: Eukaryota; Fungi; Ascomycota; Dothideomycetes; Pleosporales; Pleosporaceae
Exons: 2
Coding region: 1-798 (265 amino acids)
Biological process (GO): regulation of transcription by RNA polymerase II
Cellular component (GO): mediator complex
Molecular function (GO): transcription coregulator activity
Source: RefSeq, a predicted model, not a curated record
AUGAAAUAUAGCGGGCUAUAUUUCGUCUCCAACCCUUCCACCAACAUCGACGCCUCGCUCGCUAUCGUCAACACCCUCAUCCAAGGCAUCGAGACCAGCUUCCCAAACACCACACGACAGCAAACACCAUGGUCACUAUCAUACCGUGCAUUUCGCGACACCAUACCUCCGGGUUACCAGCCACCUGCGGGUGCAGACGGUAAACAAGAGCCAUACGUACAUUCAUACCAGCACCUCCUCCACCUUUCGAGCCUCUCGCCGAACCGCACAUAUGUCUUUGCACAACCGCGAGCGCAACAGGAAACUAUGACGUCGAUACCGCUGCGACAACAAGACGCACAUGCCUCAGUAUUGCGAUACCAAUCUUCCGCUCUGUGGACGCCGAGACACAUACUCGCGGUGCGAGAGGGGGCAUCAUAUAGCGGGGGCCUCUGUUCGAUACAAAUCGGCGAACUACGAGCGACUCGCGAAGGUCCGCAGUCAGGCGCUAUCUCAUCACCCGGCGUCGUGGUCUGCAUUAGCACAACGUUGGGCGCUGAGGACACUGAUGGCAACCUGGAUUCAGGCUAUGGCACAAUGGAGAAUGGUACAGCGAUGGAAGUGGACGAAGAGGAAGUCGACAUUGAGUAUGCGCAGGCUGUGGUGCGCGACUGCUGGAGUAGGAUCAAAGAUGGGCGCGAUCUGGGCCGGUCAGAGAUCAGGGAAGUGAUGAUGGCUUCGACCACAACGAAUAAAAAGGGCCAGGAGCAGGAGACGACGGUGCGCAUGUGGUGCGAUGCUCUGCGCAUGCGCGGAUGA